Messenger RNA from Oppiella nova, 1908 nucleotides. The record is from the annotation of a GenBank genome assembly. Lineage: Eukaryota; Metazoa; Arthropoda; Arachnida; Sarcoptiformes; Oppiidae.
GUUAAUGUAAAAGAUUUUCCGAUCGCCACCGAACUGGCCGGUGUCCAGAUGAGACUUGUGAGGGGUGGGGUACGGGAGUUGCAUUGGCACCCGGCGACCGAGUGGGCGUAUGUCAUGUCAGGCACCUGUCGUAUAACUGCUAUCGACGAAGGGGGAAAGGCGUUUGUUGAGGAUGUCAGUGAAUCGGACUUAUGGCUAUUUCCAUCUGGUAGGCCUCACUCUAUCCAAGGUCUCGGUGAUGAUGGUUGUUUUUUCCUACUGGUGUUUAACGAUGCUGCUUUUAGUGAGUCGGCUACAUUUUUGCUAACUGACUGGAUGAGUCACGUACCGCUCGAGGUGCUGGCUAAAAACUUCCAGGUCCCGAAAUCGACAUUCGCAAAUUUACCCCAACAAGAACUUUACAUGUUUGCCACUGAAUUACCUCGACCAUUGGAGGUUGACCAGCGUCAGGCUGCCCUAGGCACCGGGUUUAUACCCGAAUCAUAUGCGUUUUUCGCAUCCCAAAUGGAGCCUAACUAUACCCGAUUAGGUGGUGAGGUUAAGAUUAUAGAUAAGCGUAACUUUCCAGUUACUAAAAUAGCCGCCAGUAUUGUGACCCUAAAACCCGGUGGACUCCGGGAACUCCAUUGGCACCCGAAUGGCGAUGAAUGGACCUAUUUUGUUACAGGUAAAGCACGAGUGGGUGUGUUCCAGGCGUCCCAAUACCCGGCUGCUGCCAGAACUAUGGACUUUCAAGAGGGAGACAUUGGGUACAUCAAGAAAGAUAAUCCUCAUUACAUCGAGAAUACGGCUGAUGUGGACCUCGUAUUUCUAGAGGUGUUCGCCGCCGACUAUUUCGAGGACAUAUCACUGGCCGAGUGGUUAGCCCACACGCCCUCCCGAUUGGUUAACGAACAUAUCCGUACAGGAGAAGCCUUUAUUAAUUCAAUUUAUAAGUACGAGGCUGUAAACGUGAAUGACUUCCCUAUUGCCGUGAAUAUGGCUGGCGUUCAGAUGCGACUAUUCAGUGGUGCCGUACGGGAGUUGCAUUGGCACCCGGAAAACGAGUGGGCGUUUGUAUUUUUUGGAACGUGCAGGGUCACUUUGGUCGAUGAGGGAGGGUAUGCUUAUGUGGGUGAUGUUACUGCGUCAGAUUUGUGGUUUUUCCCGGCUGGUAGACCUCACUCUAUUCAGGGUCUCGGUGAUGAUGGUUGCUUUUUCCUACUGGUAUUUGACAGUGGUAAUUUCAGCGAGGCCGAUACAUUUCUACUCACGGACUGGAUGGGUCACGUACCGCUCAGUGUGCUAUCUAAAAACUUCCAGGUCCCUGAAUCAGUGUUCAAAAACUUGCCCACAACCGAGCUAUACAUGUUUGCCAGUGAAUUACCCCGACCAUUAAAGGUGGAACAACACGAGGUAGCCAUAGGCACCGGAUUGUUAAAUGAAUCAAUAGCGUUUUAUACAACACAAAUGAAACCCAAUUAUACGCGAUUGGGUGGUAACGUCAAAAUUAUUGACAAUGCCAACUUUCCCAUUACGACUAUAGCGGCGGCCAUUGUGACCCUAAAACCCGGUGGACUCCGGGAACUCCAUUGGCAUCCAAACGCCGAUGAGUGGACUUAUUUUGUUUCGGGCAUGGCCCGAGUUGGUAUGUUCGAAGCGGGUAAUUACCCUGCUAAUUCUCGCACAAUGGACUUUCAAGAGGGAGACAUUGGGUACAUCCCGAAAGAUAAUCCCCAUUAUGUGGAGAAUACGGGAGACUGUGACCUUAUAUUUCUAGAAGUGUUCCCCUCCCCCACCUUCCAGGACAUAUCACUGGCCGAGUGGUUAGCCCACACGCCCACUCGAUUGGUCAACGAACACAUACAUACCGGGGAAGCCUUUAUUAAUGCAAUCUAUAAUAAAGAGGCUGUUAUUAGGCCCUUGUAA